Molecule: messenger RNA, 703 nt
Organism: Paramuricea clavata
Lineage: Eukaryota; Metazoa; Cnidaria; Anthozoa; Malacalcyonacea; Plexauridae
Source: the annotation of a GenBank genome assembly
AUGAGAGAUUAUUUGCUCCUGAGAGUUUUAGUUGCUAGCGGCCAGCGGUGCGGGGCCGCAUCUAAUCUCACAAUCUUUGAAUAUCAAAAUGGAACUACGUCAGGCCCAGAGCAGCUAUUUGUCACCCGAACCCUUCGCCACAAAAUGGCGGCCGGAGGGCCGGCCAAAUUGUUUUGGGAUAACAAAAUAAAGCCAUACGCAGAUACCUAUCUGCAAGAACUGUGUGCGAAGUACGCAACGGAGAGUUCUGUGGCACCAGCGGCCCUGGGAAUUCCCGCUCUGCCAUUGUUUUUUAUUUCCUCGAAAGGGAAUCCUCUAGACGAGUCUCGAGCAAGUAAUAGCCUUGCUCAGAUGGGUAAACAGGUGGCCCCUCAGCUGAAGGGGACACUGAAGAGUUCCCGUCUGCGGAAGAGCCUCAUUAGUCUACAACGAGGGGAGACCUCUGCUGCUGGGUCGAAGGCCCAGCUGGCCAAGCAAAUGGGGCAUUCGGUGGAAACCGCUGAACAAUAUUAUAACCUGCAACAGGAAGGUGAUGCAAACGUGCAUAACCUCAUUGAAAGAUUGACGCACGGAACCGAAACUGUGCCACUCAUUGACCCCCAACUAUCCCCUUUACCCCAGGAAGUCGAAGGUGGAGAGCAAGUCGAAGGUGGUCUAGAGCAAGUCAGUGGAGAGGAAGUCGGGGGUGGAGAGGAAGGCGGGG